Molecule: messenger RNA, 1247 nt
Organism: Lathyrus oleraceus (garden pea)
Lineage: Eukaryota; Viridiplantae; Streptophyta; Magnoliopsida; Fabales; Fabaceae
Product: prolyl 4-hydroxylase 1
Exons: 12
Coding region: 167-1030 (287 amino acids)
Biological process (GO): peptidyl-proline hydroxylation to 4-hydroxy-L-proline
Cellular component (GO): endoplasmic reticulum
Molecular function (GO): L-ascorbic acid binding; iron ion binding; procollagen-proline 4-dioxygenase activity
Source: RefSeq, a predicted model, not a curated record
AUCAAAUUAAAGUAAAGAUAGAAAAGUGACAUUUAAUAUAGAUCCAUAAAUAAUGAAUGAAUGUAUGAAAUGAAGGAAAGAAAUGAAUGAAGACGCAAACGCAAAACGCAGCAUAGAAAGAGAGAGAAGAAGAAGUUUGAAUUUGACGUUGACGAAUUGACUUACCAUGGCGCCGGCGAUUAAGAUCGUUUUCGGACUUCUCACUUUCGUCACUAUCGGAAUGAUUAUCGGUGCUCUCUCUCAAUUGGCAUUCAUACGAAAAUUGGAAGACUCAUAUGGUACAGAGUCUCAACCAUUUAGAAGAUUACGUGGAUUAGAGAGAAAAGAUUACCUUAAGUUGCCUGGAGGCAUUCCAAAUUGGAAUAAUGACAAGGAAGCAGAAAUAUUACGCCUUGGAUAUAUUAAACCUGAGGUGCUUAGCUGGUCUCCACGAAUUAUCUUACUGCAUAACUUCCUGAGCUCGGAGGAAUGUGAUUAUCUUAGGGCAGUCGCCCUCCCUCGUCUGAAAGUUUCAACAGUGGUGGAUGUAAAGACUGGAAAGGGAGUCCAGAGUGAUGUCAGAACAAGCUCUGGUAUGUUUUUGAAUGGUGAAGAGAGAAAAUAUCCUAUGAUACAAGCAAUUGAAAAAAGAAUUUCUGUCUAUUCUCAAGUACCAGUUGAAAAUGGAGAGCUUAUGCAAGUCCUAAGGUAUGAGAAGAAUCAGUUUUACAGGCCCCAUCAUGACUAUUUUGCUGAUACCUUCAACUUGAAGCGUGGUGGGCAGCGAAUAGCUACAAUGCUUAUGUAUUUAGGUGACAAUGUUGAGGGAGGAGAAACACAUUUCCCAAUGGCUGGUUCAGGCGAAUGUAGCUGCGGUGGAAAAUUGUCGAAAGGGACAUGUGUGAAACCAAUUAAAGGAAACGCAGUGCUUUUCUGGAGUAUGGGACUGGAUGGAAAGUCAGAUUCGAAUAGUGUUCAUGGAGGAUGUCCGGUACUCUCUGGGGAGAAGUGGUCAGCUACAAAGUGGAUGAGGCAAUCAGGUCACCAUUGAAUUAACUACCUAUCACCAAGGGAUUUCCCCCUUCAUAUUUUCCAUUAAAAGUAGUUAUUAUUGAUAGUAUGAAUAUUAAAUAGUCUACAGAAUAAUAUGAUAUAGUUAGAUACACAAUGGAUAUCUCAUUAGGUGUCUAUGUUAAAGAUACUAGUAUAUAUACAGUUUCUGAUAAAUCUUUACUCUGAGGUCUAUGGACAUUUUCUUGGGAUUUUCA